GGAAAACAUUUCAGUCGUGAUGUUCAGCCCAUUGACAAAGAUGGAAACCCUGUUGGCCUUUGGAGGGUUCGUAUGCAUUUUCUCUUUUUGCCGGACACUCCUUGUCUACCUGGGCUCACUGCACCCCUGAAUGUUCUAUUCAAGACCCCCUCCCAUUGUAAACCACUCUUCAAAUCCCAGCCCCACUAAUUCCGAGAUCACAUCGCAGGAUCCCGAGGAGAACAAUCUCUCCUCUUCCGAGGAGGAGGAAUCUUCUGAAUCAGGCUCCGAAGAGUCCUCCGACAAUGAUGAUAACGAACCUUCCCACAGCGCCCGACCCGGUCCGUCUUCCAUACCCGUUGCGAGCAGCAGCGGUACCACCGAAAUGACCCGUGAGGAGCGGCGUGCGGCUGCCAAAGCGAAAAAGCAGGCUGCCCAGGCUCGCCGGAUGCACACUGCCGCUCAACCGGGUGACCUACCCCCUUCGAACUCGGACGGAUCAGGCAACGACACCGACGACGAUGACGACGAUCUACCAGCCAACCCUAACCACACGGCCAAAUCGCGCUCCCAGCUCAGCGACAACCAGGAAGACGCGCAAAAGCCGAAAGGCGAUCUAUCGCAGUUGUCGCGGCGGGAGCGUGAGGCGAUUGAGGCUCAUCAGGCGCGACAACGCUACUUGAAGCUUCAUGCUGAGGGUAAGACAGAGGAGGCUCGCUCCGACUUGGCUCGUUUGGCGAUCGUUCGCGAACAGCGUGAGGCUGACCGCCUGCGCAAGGAAGCUGAGAAGGAAGAGAAGGUCGAGCUUGCGAAGCAGCGCGCCGCCGAACGAGAUGCCAAGCUGCAGGCUGCCAAGGGUGGGAAGAAGAAAGUUUUGUCAAAGAGAAAGUAAUCGCCACGCAAUAGACAUCUCCAAUUUGGCUUUAGUUCCCAUUGCCGCUGGUGCACAUCAUAUACCUUGAUUCAGUACAUGUUUUGGAAUCAUGAUUGGCCUUGCUUUCCCUUCUAGUCUUCUCUAUCAAGUCCUUGGCAGGAAUACAGAGCCACACACAUGAC
Aspergillus aculeatinus CBS 121060 is the source of this 1035-nucleotide messenger RNA. RefSeq names its product PDGFA associated 1 family protein. NCBI's taxonomy places the organism in Eukaryota, Fungi, Ascomycota, Eurotiomycetes, Eurotiales, Aspergillaceae. Gene Ontology annotation, cellular component: cytosol. The record is from RefSeq and is a predicted model, not a curated record. The transcript has a single exon. Bases 365 to 871 code for a protein of 168 amino acids. Gene Ontology annotation, molecular function: RNA binding.